UUUAUCGAUACAUAGAGACACAUUUAUAUAUAAAUAUAGAAAAAUUUUAUAUUCAGUUAGAGUACCCGGUGAAGUGAACACACGUGCGCGCAAAAAAAGGAAUGUUUCUAUUUUUACAUACUCGUGCGAUACAGUGGUAGUUUCUAAAACUGCUGCUGCUCUCCGUUUGUAAAUAUGGGUGCAUUAAAGCAGAACGAGUGUCGCUUCUGCCGCAAGGUAUUCUGCUGCGAGGACUGCCGAGGUACGCACGAGAGGAACAAGCACCCCGUGGCCAAGUGCAAUCUCUGCUUCGCGCAGCCCGUCCUCUUCAAGCCGCCCAAGGAGGACGAGGAGGAGCUCAAGCCCGAAAACUCGGAGGUGCUCUGCCACAUAGUGUUCAAUCAUCUGCCGCUGCACUGCAAGCUCUGCGGCGUGAGGUACUCCACCAAUCUGGAAAUAUUGGCCGCCAAGCCUUGCAGAUUCACGAAGGAGGAUCGCUCGAUCAAGCAAGAGGCGGACGAAAAGCACCAUCAUCGUCCGGUGAAAACAGCGCUGCCGGUCACGCCGCAACAACAACAGCCAUCCUCGGACGUCUUGAGCAGUGAAAAGUCGCUGCUGGCCAGCGCCGUCCAGGGCAGCUCGCACAAGGCCCGGCUCAAGGCGGUGGAGAACUUCAGCGAGUCGCCGCCCGCCGAUCUGGUCUGUCACACGUCGACGCCUAUGCACGGCGCAGCGGUCUCGAUCGCGGCCAAGCAUCAUCUCAACGGACAGGCGGCCAGCCAUCUGCUGCCGCACUUCUUUCUCAAGACACCGUCGUCGGUAGGCUGCAAGCGCAGCUUCGCGGCCUCCGUCUCGUCGAUUUCGUCGUCUUCGACCUCGUCUUCCGAGCGGUCGAGAUACUACACCGGCGUCGGCAGCAGCGCCGAGAGAAUCUUGCUCGAGAGAUUCGAUUCUGGUGAGAAUCAGUUCGAGGCCGACUCAGCCGCCUGGAAUACACCGUCGCUCAAGUCCAGCGCCAAACCGAAUCCCGCCUUCGAUCCUCACCUGAAGAAGGAGCGCAGCAUCUUGAAGCCGGACCUGCUGGAUCGUCUGCUUCACGUGCGGGACGACUCGACCUGCGGCCUGCGCGAGGACUCGAUCGAGAAGCGAGUGAGGUUCAGCGAUCAGUUGUGCAUACCGGCCUAUCACGAGUCGUCGCUAUCGUCCGACAACACAGCUGGUACUACGACGAGCGUCGACAGCGAUAUGACGGCCAACAGCGCCGACAGCGACAUAUUCUUCGAGGCCAAGGAGAAUCUCGAUCCCGAGGAGGACAUAAACGCGCAGAAGCUGCAGGACAGCAGGGAUGGAAACUGCAAUUGCCACGAGUGUUGUCAACGUAAACGGCAACGUUGCGUUGGUCAAACGUCGAAGACGACGAGCAAAAGCGAACAAAAACAACAGCAACAGCUCAAAAGUGAAAAUGUAGCCAUCGUGAGCGAUAAAUUAUCUGCCAAUGCCUCGACGACCAGCACCUCGUCGACGUCCUCGAGGGUAGUCAUGAUGCUGGUGGUCGAGCAGACGGACUCGAAGAGCUUUUCCAGCAUGAAUCUCGCGCCCCUCAUCGAUUCGGGCUUGAAGCAGCUCGAGCAGAACGGAGCGUUCUCUAAUCAGAGAUCCGAUAAUGGAACCGUUUCCAUAUCGUGCGAAAAAGCACAAGGCGAGUCCCUGGAACACUUUGCCUCGUCGAACAAGGAGAUGUCGUCGUCGAGCAUAGCCCCGAAAAUGGGCAACAGCUUGAUCACCGCCGGCAGCCGCCACCAUCAUCACCAGCACGAAUCCUCUCAGCUGCAGCACCCGAACGGCGGAGGCGUGCGAGCCAUCAAGGACUUCGUCAGCAUCAGCGGCCGCGUCGAGUGUUUUUCCACGCCCAAGCAGGAGGGCAACCUGAGCCAGUGCGCGCGUCGAUUCGGCUCCGAUCUGGACUUCGAGAUCGAAGAGAGAGAGCCGAACUCGAGCUGCGGCAGUCUGCCGGGAGUAGACGAUAAUAAUAAUAACAAUUACAACAGCACCGACAGCAGCAGCAACGCCAGUCCGAGCGCGGGCCAAAAAAAUCCGAGCACUCACGGCGUCGGUGACGGUGACUGUGGCAGCAGCAACAGCAGGUCGGACGGGAUUUUUUCGGUGGUCGCGCGAGUUGUCCGAUCGGCAUUCAACAAGUUACCGGCUGCGAUAUCGGGGCAGACGUUAGUCCGGAGCCACAGCGAUCCAGGCUGGUGUAGCAACUUGGCGGAUCACAAACAAGCAGCAACGCAGCCAAACGAGCACCACCAGCAACAGCUUCAAACACCUCGAGGGGCUCACGUAACGCGCCGAGCAUCCCUUUCGUUUUCAGCCCGGGAAGAGAUCACGACUGUGAUUCCCCGCGGUCAUGGCGCGACCAAUGAAAUAGUCGCCACGACGUCGUCGUUGGAGCAGUGGCCACAGCGGCCACUACAGCGAUCGGCUUCCUCGAUUCAGGUCGGCUCGAAGCGCCCGAGAGCAUCUACUCCCGACAAUAACGAGGAGCAACAGCAUCAGCUGCAGCAAUCCAACGCUCGUUAUUACGCAAACAGACCAGCUCGGGACUCGCCUGGUACAGCUAUCUGUCACAGUCCAGUUGCGAAGCGUCAUCGAGGCUGGUACAGAAUACGGGGCCGCGAGCCGAUCGCUCGAAUGCGCCAACUGGCGCUGACGGCCUCGCCUCGCGGCGCCUCCAGGGAGACUCAACGCUUUCAGCAGGGGUCGCUCAGCAUCGGGGACACUUUUCUACCGCUGCCCUCGCGCGCUCAUCAAUCCACCCAGACCGAACAACAAUGAGUGCUCAACAUGUCUCUCCCUAUUCACGUUUUAUUUUGCUUAUUUUGUAUAUAAGUUUAAUUUUAGUUAAUAUACAUAUGGAUUCUCGAGAAUUUUUAUACAUAAGUUUAUUUUAUCGAUGACUGUGUAUUUUAUGUUGAAGAAACUUGACUUUUUUGUUACAACUAUUCUAAAUUGUUUAUAAAACGUAAUAAUUCCAUUAAGAUGAUGUUUUUUCUUUAAUGAAUAAUAUCCCUGA
This is a messenger RNA of Trichogramma pretiosum, 3055 nucleotides long. RefSeq lists its product as uncharacterized. Lineage: Eukaryota; Metazoa; Arthropoda; Insecta; Hymenoptera; Trichogrammatidae. The coding region runs from base 175 to 2817 and encodes 880 amino acids. The record is from RefSeq and is a predicted model, not a curated record. The transcript is spliced from 7 exons.